AUGGCCGCUCACGCACCUCCAGCCGAACCGUUGCUGGUUGUCCUAGGCUCGACAGGCACGGGCAAAUCCGAGCUGGCCGUAGAACUGGCAAGGCGGUUCAAGGGCGAGAUUAUCAACUCUGAUGCCAUGCAGCUUUACGAUGGUCUGCCCAUCAUCACAAACAAAAUCACCCAGGAGGAGCGCCACGGCAUCCCGCACCAUCUCCUGGGCCACAUUCCGCUGGACGACGCUCCGUGGGACGUAGAAGACUUCAAGACCGAAGCCACCAAGGUGAUUCGCGAAAUCCGCAGCCGUGGAAACUUGCCCAUUCUCGUGGGCGGGACUCAAUACUAUGUUGACCCCCUUCUCUUCAAAGACGUCAUCCUCGAUGAUGUGAAGGCGGAUCCCUCUCUAUCAUUUCCCAUUCUGGAGCAGCCCACAGACGUGCUGCUGGAAGAGCUGAAGAAGGUUGACCCGAUCAUGGCGGAGAGGUGGCACCCGAACGACAGACGCAAGAUCCAGCGAUCGCUCGAGAUUUAUCUGCAUACGGGCAGACCGGCAUCCGAGCUGUAUGCCGAGCAGGAACGGCGCAAAGCUGCAGCCGCUCAGGAAUCAGGGACCAGCCAGCCCUGGGAGAAGUUGCUCUUCUGGGUCUACUCAGAGCGCGAGACCCUCACUGCGAGACUGGACAGCCGAGUGGACAAGAUGCUCGGCGCCGGGCUGUUGGAUGAGGUCCAGGAGCUGUUCGACAUGAAACGGCGCAAGGCCGCUGAAGGACAAAUCCUGGACAUGACAAAGGGCAUAUGGCAGUCGAUUGGUUACAAGCAGUUUGAGCCAUACAUGUCUGCCAAAGAAGAGGGCAAGGACCCAGCCGAACUCGAAAAGCUCAAGGCCAGCGGAUUGGAGGAUAUGAAGGCGGCAACGCGCCGGUACGCCAACUACCAGACCCGAUGGAUCAGGCUGAAGCAGAUUCCACGCCUGAAGGAGCAAGGCCCCGGCGCCGUUAGCAGCUUAUACUUGGUCGACAGCACCGACGUCUCGCAGUUCAAGGCCAACGUGGUUGAGCCCGCCGCCGAAAUUACCGCCAAGUUCCUCGCUGGUGAGCCCAGGCCGACACCCAUCGAGCUAUCAGACGUGGCCCGCGAGGUGCUCACGCGAGUGUCUGAGCCUCCGCCCAGGGAGACACCGUCGAAGAAGACGUGCGAGAUAUGCCAGACGGUCUGUGUGACGGAGCAGGCCUGGCAGAGGCACAUCAAGAGCGCCGCGCAUAAGCGAGUCAUGAAGAGGAAGAAGAGGCUGGCCCUUGUGCCGGUGGACAAGAGUUCGGACGAGCACUCUGAUGCGGAAGCGUCAUCGGAGCCCGAUGUAACCGCACUCUUUGCUACUUGA
This is a messenger RNA of Trichoderma citrinoviride, 1368 nucleotides long. Its product is annotated as tRNA isopentenyltransferase. The transcript has 2 exons. Gene Ontology annotation, cellular component: mitochondrion. NCBI's taxonomy places the organism in Eukaryota, Fungi, Ascomycota, Sordariomycetes, Hypocreales, Hypocreaceae. Gene Ontology annotation, molecular function: ATP binding; tRNA dimethylallyltransferase activity; nucleic acid binding. Gene Ontology annotation, biological process: tRNA modification. The coding region runs from base 1 to 1368 and encodes 455 amino acids. The record is from RefSeq and is a predicted model, not a curated record.